Messenger RNA from Priapulus caudatus, 3071 nucleotides. RefSeq names its product tetratricopeptide repeat protein 13-like. The transcript is spliced from 20 exons. NCBI's taxonomy places the organism in Eukaryota, Metazoa, Priapulida, Priapulimorpha, Priapulimorphida, Priapulidae. The record is from RefSeq and is a predicted model, not a curated record. Bases 397 to 2409 code for a protein of 670 amino acids. Gene Ontology annotation, molecular function: protein binding.
UCCACAUUGCAUGUUGUUUACUUAUUAAUCCUUUUAAAUUCCGUUGUAAUUGAGUCUAAGAAAGCCGAGCAGUGUGAUGUAUCUAAUAUUCAGGUUACUACUCCCGAUGGCGUGACGCAAGAAAUUAAAAUAGGCCAUUUGAGAUCCGUAGAUCUUUGUGAAAACUGUGAAACGGACGCUUUUGGAGUCCGUGAUAAUUUUAAUCACGAUGUUGAUGAAGCUGCACGAGUGCUUCUAGCGAGAUUGCAAUUUACCCUUCCUAACUUAGAAAGUCUGUUGAAGUCUGAGCAACCGUCUUUCUUUCACGCUUAUUUAUUCAGCGAUGUAUAUCCCUCAUGCACCAGCAAUGUUGAGGAGAAACCGAAUUCAGAUUGCAGUCAAGCUUCAGAUGAUUUCAUGCAAAACGAACAGUUGUCAACCCAAGUGCAGGAGUAUGCAGACAUUUUAUGCUCAAAACAACAAAUUCCUCUAGUGACAGGUGAUGCAGAGAUUGACAAGAAAAUAGCCUAUGCAACUGCUUUACUCAAUUUGAAGUUUGUUGAUGAAGCCAUUAAGAAUUUCACAUCUAUUCUAAAGGUACACCCAAAUACAGCAAGUGCACACCAUGGGCGUGGCAUCUCGUUUGCUAGGAAAUCUUUAAAUCAGGACCGAGAGGCAGCAGUACAUGCUAUCAAUGACUUUACAAGAGCCAUUGACCUUGAGCCAAAAGCUGUAGAUAGCUAUGAGAGGAGGGCAGAGGUUCUGUCCAUGAUGGCGCAACAUUAUGAAGCAGUCGCAGAUCUAGACACAGCCAUACGCUUGAAGCCUGAUGAUAAACUUGCGAAGCUGUUCUUCCAACGAGGUCUUGAACAUCUGUUCACUGAGAACUUCACUGAGUCAGAAUUGGAUUUUCGGAGGUCACUAGCGGAAGAGGGAGAGCAGGCAUAUGUACUUUACUACCUAGGCGUUGUCCUGCAGAAACGAGGGGCAUUUCGUAAUGCCACACGUGUCUUUGACGAAGCUCUUCAGUUGAAUCCCAGCCACCUGGAGGUGCUUCUCGCACAAGGAAACUCAUACAGGGAGUUGGGAGAUGUAAAGCGGUCACUCAAGGCAUUUGACCAAGCCUACAGCCUACACCCUGACCGCUGGCCAACAGUGUUCUACCGUGGCCAAACACACUAUAGCAGUGGUCAGUUACAAUUAGCCUUACAGGACUUCAAUCGCUGCGUGGAACUGGACUCGCAGAACAUUAAGUGCGUCUACAUGAAGGGCAUCACACACAGCAUGCUUGGACAAUUCUACGAGAGUGUCAAGGCAGAAUCCAACCUCAUUGUGCAUUCCCAGUACACCACUGGCAGGCUGAGCCCUGAGUUCCUUAAAGCACACUACUUAAAAGAGACGUUUCGUUACUACCAUCGUUUGUUGGAUGAGCCACUGACAACUGUCAACCCAGACCGAGAUUUCAGUGGGGAAUUUCGGGAGAAGUGGUCGAAAACCUUGCCAUUUCAAUUCGAGGGUGCAUAUGCUGAACAGAAAGGAAUUCAGCCCCAUAUCUUAGACGUAGUGGUGCCAACAUUCGAGCAGCUUACCACACCUGAGCAGACGCUUCUUUGUCGAGCGGCUCUCAUUGGUCAGCUCGGUCAGGUGACCGCUGAUGGCUACAUGCCACAGGAGAGGUUCAACAUUGCCAUGGGCCUGGCGGCCAUUGACAUCUCACAGAGUCUACAGGGUUUGUGGAGCAGUAAAAAAAGUUUAAAAAUUGGAGAUAAACGGGUGACAUGGCGGGACAUAUUCAACAUAGCUGUGAGCUAUCGACGGUUAGCUCAGAUGGAAGAUCCCGUUUUCUGGUUGGAUCAAUUUCCAGAGAAGAGUUUCAACACUGGAUUUAACUUCAAUUUGGUUUUUAUAAACGUGUUUGACGUGCACAUUCGUGUGUCGUUGUCGUUCAUCAGGAGUCAGCGCAUCGUGUUCAGCAUCAGCACGGUGACGACGCGCAUGCGCACGAUCGCCUACCACGCCGAGCUCGACUACAUCUUCUUACGCCUUAGCGACGACAUACGCAAGACGGGAGUCCACAAGAUCAGCGAUGCAGAUGGACUGUCACACCUCAUACUCUCUCUGGUCUACUAUUUCUACAAUCUCAUGCCAUUGACUAAAGGCUCGAGUGCCAUAGCGUACUCUGUUGCGUUGGGCUUGUUUAUGUCAAUCGGAAGAGAAGUCACCAGCAGGAUUCCACCUGGCAAGCUAAUGCAAUUCGAAGCAAUGCUCUCAGGAGGGCAGGAUUCCUUCAUCAUGGUCACCAAACUGUGGAUGAAAAUCAAAAAGAGUCAGAGCUUGUCUUCACUGCCACUAGUGCGAGAGCAUCUACCCACGACAAGGAAAGUGCUAGAGAUUCUAAACGUUGGUGCUGCACAGUGCCCAGGCCACUGAGACGGUGCCAUUGUUACGAACCUACCGUAGUGGUCAGUGCAUAGAGUUUAGGAAUGAUACGCUGGGGUCGGGGGAGGUCGUGGAACAGAGUUGUUGCUUAUGGAUGCAAGUGUAGUUCACACACACACCCAUCGAUGUACCCACGAGCUGGUAGCAUGCAAAGCAAAAAUAUCUGUUUACACUUUAGUGCAAUCCAGAUUAAUAUUUUAUUUUUAAGAUUUCGUGCAUGGUGAUGACAAAGUUGUGCAUCACGUAGACAUGCAAUGAUUUCAUUGCUAUAAUCACAAUACUCCUGCCUUUUCCUCCAUGCCAGCUCUGAUGUCAAGGAUGGAAAAUUAACUAAAAUCAGAUCAAAUGUGAUACAUCACUCUUCUGUCAUUGCAUGAGCUAUUGGACCGGUAACGUAAAUUUACGCAUUGACAUGAUAUCAAAUAAAGGAAGCCUUCUACCUAAAGUCUGCGGGAACGUACAACUGCAACUCGUAGCGAUUCUGGUCGCUUGCAACGAGUUGCAAGAAAUCAAACGGGUUUGAUUUUCCACAACUCGUCGCUCGCAAUCGCUUCGAAAUCGCAUGUGUACGGGUAAUAGAAGUCAUGGAAAGACAAUGGAAAGACAAAAAGACAAUGGAAAGAAGUGACUGCUGUUAACAGCAGUCGCUUGCA